CAGAAGGGGGUAGAACUCUCAGUUCAUCAAGAGAAUUGAGCCUUUGAGGACUUGCUAGGAAGUUCUUGACAGAGGGUAACGCCACUAGAUGAAUCACAUUGUUCCUUUUGGGAGAAGAUGAAAACUUUCUUUGUGGCUAUUUUGGCUACCAGUUAUUUCUCAUAUAUUUUUGGUAACGGGCCACACAAGGACAUUCCAUGCGGUUACUAUCAAAAGAAGACCAUACGACAAAAAUCUAUAUGCUCCAUAAGAGCCAGCCCAUUAUGCGCUUCUAAUAAUGUUACGUAUUCUAAUUCCUGCGUGUACUGCUUCGCUAACAUAGCUUUGAAACACACUUUGAAAAUUCAAUACAGUGGAAAAUGCAGAACGACUAAAAAAUCUCAGAAUAAGACCUGAUUUUCCUUCAUUCGUCAGGACUGAACCCAUUUGAAUUAAAUGUCGUCUUUCUUUCAAAAAGUGGAAUUCAUUACAUCACUUUAUUUUUAAAAAAUCAAUAAAUCUUAUGCUAUGGAAAGCCCCUCUUUAACUCAAGAUAUAUUUAAUGAGA
Messenger RNA from Leopardus geoffroyi (Geoffroy's cat), 547 nucleotides. RefSeq names its product ovomucoid-like. The record is from RefSeq and is a predicted model, not a curated record. Gene Ontology annotation, molecular function: protein binding. Lineage: Eukaryota; Metazoa; Chordata; Mammalia; Carnivora; Felidae. The transcript has 4 exons. The coding region runs from base 118 to 396 and encodes 92 amino acids.